UUCUAUGACUUAAGCGUAAAACAUUGUGUAGUAGGGUGUUACAUUAUGGUAUCAGAGCAGUUCGUUCCUAUAGAGCCUGAGGACAGACUGAUUGUGCUUUUGUGCAUUCUCUGUGUAUGUGUUUAUGUGCUAUUAGGAUAUCUAAUUGAUAUAUGUGGCAUAAAUGUUCCUGAGCAUGCAUUUGGGACUUAAAGCACUGAACUUGAGAUAUUGAGACUGAUCAACUUGAUAUCACUUGUUUGGUGUGUAUAGGGACCAGAUGUCUACUCGCGGACGCGGACGCGGGCGAGGUAGAGGCCGAAUAGGCAAUGCCAUGCCUGAGGCAUCAGGAAACACUCCUAAUCCUAUAGACUUCAUGGCCGCAUUAGGCAAUAUGGCAGCAGCAAUGCAAGCGACAGCUGAAGCCCUGGGAAACCAAAUUAAUAAUGGAAACAAUGGUAACAAUGACGAGAAUGGUCCAAUGUCACUGCAUUCCUUCCUGAAGGUUCACCCUCCAAUUUUCAGAGGGACCUCGAAUCCGACCGAUGCUGAUAAUUGGAUACAGGCCAUUGAGCGAGCAUUACAGGCUCAACAGGUUCCGGAUGAGCAAUGGGUUGAGUUUGGGACUUACCAGUUGCAUGGUGAAGCUCAGCACUGGUGGCAGGGCAUGAGGCGCAUUCUGCAACCUGAUGGGAUUGUGAUAUCUUGGGAGUUGUUCCGAGAUGAAUUCUAUAAAAAAUAUUUCCCCACUUCAGUUAGAAAUGCCAGAGAACUUGAACUGCUUCAGCUUAAACAGGGGCAGAUGACUAUCACUGAAUAUACCAGUAAAUUUGAGGAAUUGUGCCGCUUCUCACGCAUCUGUCAAGGAGCUCCUGAGGACUUUGCUGAGUGGAAAUGUAUAAAGUAUGAAGGAGGCCUUAGGAGUGACGUUCAGAGUUUUGUGGCGCCUAUGCAGAUUCGGGUGUUUUCUGAGCUGGUGAAUAGGAGCAGGGUGGCGGAGGAAUGUGUCAGAAGAGCUGCAGCAGAAAGAGGGAGUCUGAGGACGCCAUUCUAGAGGACCACAGGGAGAAACUUUGCACCCAGAGGCAGACAGUUCAAGCGUGGUGGCUUUGUUCCUCAAAACAAUCAGGGGCAAGGCAGCUCCAGGAGGUCUAAUACCAGUGCUAAUCAGGGAAGGAGACAGGGAAAGCAGCCACAGCAGGAUAUGAGUUGCCACAGAUGUGGGAAGUAUCACUCAGGACCAUGCAGGUUUGGGACUGGAGUCUGUUACUCUUGUGGGCAGCCGGGACACUUGGCUAGUAGUUGCCCCGAGAAGAAGGGGUAUGAGACAGGCAGGGUGCAGCAACCAGGAAGGGUAUACACUACUUCUUCUAUAGGCGCUGAAGGGUCAGAGGCAUUGAUCCGAGAUGCAGGUCGAGAGGCUCCUCGCUAGGCGUCUGGAUUCGGGAAAGCGAAGUGGUUCUUGGGUGUAUUUUGGUUUCUAUUUGUAUAUAUGUAUAUAUAUGUGUAGCUUACUCUCCAAGUAACUUAUGUAUGCUGCUCCUCUUAGAAGUUGAGGGAGAGAUAGGAGUUUACUUUGGUAUAUUUUGGGGACACUUAUGUAUGUUUAUGUGUAUAUAUGUAUCCUCCGGCCAGCCUUAGCUUCGCAGA
Messenger RNA from Arachis duranensis, 1629 nucleotides. RefSeq lists its product as uncharacterized. Lineage: Eukaryota; Viridiplantae; Streptophyta; Magnoliopsida; Fabales; Fabaceae. The record is from RefSeq and is a predicted model, not a curated record. Bases 260 to 1033 code for a protein of 257 amino acids. The transcript has 2 exons.